This is a messenger RNA of Botrytis deweyae, 447 nucleotides long. RefSeq lists its product as uncharacterized. Lineage: Eukaryota; Fungi; Ascomycota; Leotiomycetes; Helotiales; Sclerotiniaceae. The record is from RefSeq and is a predicted model, not a curated record. The transcript is spliced from 2 exons. The coding region runs from base 1 to 447 and encodes 148 amino acids.
AUGGCCGUUGAUACGCAGGAAGGUAACACGUGGCCCUAUGGCACUGGCGUGGGCCCUCCGCCCGGUCAGCUAUAUCGAUACAAGGAUUUAGGGUUUGUUACUUUGGUUAAGCUUUGCUUUGCUCCCCGGGGUAAUGGCCGGUCGGCUAUAUCGAUACAAGCACUUCGGGUUUGCAACUUUGAUCAACCUUUGCUUCCUCUCCAGGGUAAUAGCCGGUCAGCUAGAUCGAUAUUCAAUCUCGACUUUCAUCACACUGUUACAUGGAUUGAGCUUUUAUUUGCUCUCCGGGAUAACAAUCGGUCAGCUAUCGAUACAAGCACUUCGGGUUUCGCAACUUUGAUCAACCCUUGCUUUGCUCUCCAGGAUGACAAUCAUUCAGUUGUAUCGAUAUUCAACCUCGACUUUCAUCACGUUGUUAUAUGGAUUGAGCCUUCCUUCGCUCUUUAG